Molecule: messenger RNA, 3628 nt
Organism: Amphimedon queenslandica
Lineage: Eukaryota; Metazoa; Porifera; Demospongiae; Haplosclerida; Niphatidae
Product: SAFB-like transcription modulator
Exons: 10
Coding region: 328-3201 (957 amino acids)
Biological process (GO): regulation of mRNA processing; regulation of transcription by RNA polymerase II
Cellular component (GO): nucleus
Molecular function (GO): sequence-specific DNA binding; RNA binding
Source: RefSeq, a predicted model, not a curated record
GCUUGCUAGUAAUAAUAGUGUGUCAGCAUCUGUGGCUGUCCUAGAAAUGCUUAAAGGCACCAUACUUCAGCCAUGUUCGUUUUCAAUGGGGAAUCCAUACAACGCCCACACUUCCUGUGUCCAGUAAAAUGUAUCAUCAUCGUGUAGACUGUAGACUAAGCCGUCAUGCUAGUAUUGCUUAGCCUUAUACUGCUUGAUGGCUCACUGGGAGUAGCUCAAGGUGCCAUUAUCCUGAUACUAACUCUAACUCAUUCAUCUCUUAAGGGAAUUCAUGAUCUGGCAGCUUAAUUAGUAUCUCCUGAUUCCAAUGAAUUGCUAUCUUCUAAUAUGGAUAAAGGUUCUGAAUUCUGUGCUACGUCUCCUGAGGUUGAAAGUAAAGCUAAUGCUGAUCAGAUUUUUGGUGGCGAUCCUUUGGUUGAUCCUUGUCAUGAUUCAGUGAAUGAAGAAGAACAAAAUAUGUCAGCAGCAGCUUCUGAAUCUUUGAUUUCUGCAAAGGUUGACAGUCAGUCAGUAGAUCUGUUGCUUCAUGAAGGAACUACUCUUAGUAAUGAGGUCAAAGAAGCAAGAGAAAUUAUAGUGGCAGAUGUGAAAGAUGUUGAAGGUCAUGUUAAAGUUGAUGAGCAGAAACUGAGAAAAGAAGGGAAUGAGUUUGAAUCAUCAGAGACUAAUGCUGAACCUGGAACUGAUGUCAAAAUUUUGAACAACACAAAUAUUUGUGCUAGUACUUCUGCUAUCGGAGAUUCUCCUGGUCCUGAAAGCAUUGAUCCCAGUUAUCCUAAGGAGGAGGAACUUAUUUACGAAGGUGAUGUUGACCAUGAAGAAAGAGUGGAUGAUGAAGAUAAGGAUGUGCUGAUUGUGGAUGUCAACUCAAAAGAAUUAGAUUUAGGAGUUGCAAAUGAUAAAGUGAAGUCUUCUGUACCUACAUGUAGUGACGGAAAAGUCCAAAACCGAAAACCUCAGAGUGCUGAUGGGGAAUCCAGUAGCAGUUGUAAUCUCUGGGUUAGUUCUUUGGCUCCUCAUGUGUCUGCAGCUGAUCUGAAAUCCUUCUUUUCUUGUUGUGGACAAGUUGAAUCAGUGAAAGUUGUAGCUCGGGCCAGUAAUAAAGGAGAACGCUUUGCAUUUAUUGUAAUGGGGUCACAUUCUCAAGCAAAAAAAGCAGUCGAAGAUCUUAAUGGCAAGGAACUUAAAGGAAAAUCCAUACAUGUUGAAAUUAAGAAAUCCUCACCCUUUUCUGGGAAGGAAAAAGUAAAGCAAAAAAUUGUUAAAAGUGUGGAAGCUGUGGAUGUUGAUGUUAAUAAAGAUUCUACUUCUCUUGGUAUUUCUCACCGAACUGCUAUCUUAUCUAAAAAAAGUGGCGAUUCUGGUAUUGAGAAAGAUUUAGAUUUGUCAAAUGGAAAUGAAAAGUCAAGUCACAAGCCUUUAUUAGAGAAGACGGUCGGUAACCGCAAAGACAGUUCAAAUUCUAAAAGAAUUGUUUCAGUCGAAAGGCAGGAUGGUCGCAAAGAGUUGUUUACUACUCAUAGGAAGGCUGAUGGACGGCCUAGAAGUCGUAGUCCUCAUAACAGGAGGCCUUCAUCAACAAGGGGAAGGGUGGUAUCUCAUCGCCUUAGCCCAGCUAGAGACAUUAACGUCAGUCCUCGGCAAAGAUUUAUUUCACCUCCAAGGCCACGACAUAGCCCUCCGCGGCAUUAUGAUGUGCCUCCACGAUCUCGUCGAUUGAGCCCUGAUGCUAGACGGUCAAGUCAAUCCUCUCGUCGAUUAAGCCCACCUUUGCGUUGCGUUAGUCCACCAUCACAUCAGAGUCUGCCUCCCUACCAGAUUCAUUUACGAAGUCCUUCCUAUCAUUCAUCUAAUCGUAGGCUUGCGUCAUCUCCUCCUUUGUCAUCUGUGAGGAGUAGUCCAAUGUUUAUAAUGGAAUCUCGUAUGCAUCACAGGUUAGGGUCACAGAUAAUUGAUUCCCAAGAUCUUCAUCUAAGAUUUCGUGAUGAAAGAGAUCAUGUAAUUAGUGACAGAGAAAGAGAAGCACUUAGAAGAGAUGUAGAAUUUAGACAAUCUCGUAAAGAACAAGAGCUUUAUCGUCAGAUGCGUGAGUUACAAGAACGUGAAAGCCAUGGCAGAGAUGUCUUAGAACGGCAGCAAAAAGAGCUUCAGGAGCUUCAGAAGACAUUUCGUGAAAGAGAAGCCUGCUUGGAAGCUAAAGAGAGAGAGUUGAAGGCCAGGGAGGUUCGUGAAAGGGAUAGACUAUCUGCUAUAGAAAGACAGAAGGAAAAAGAAAUACGAGAAAAAGUUCAAAGAGAGUUUCAAAGGAGUAUGGAAGAGCGUGAAGAGCGACAGAAGAAGGUAAUGGAAGAGCAUCUGCGUGUGCACCAGAAGCUAAUGUUGGAAAAAGAAAAAAAGCUUAAAGAACAGGAGGAGAGAUUAGCAAGUUAUAAGGAAGAAAUGAACCGCCGACAGAAAGAAGAAGAAGAGAUAAAGGAAAGGGAACGUAAUGAAAAUGAGAGAAAAGAGCGGGACAAUAGAAAUAGAGGAGCAGCAAUUAAACGAAGCUAUAAUGAAGAGUAUCCAGCAUUGUCAAAAAGACAAGCUGUUGAUGAUCCAAGUGUUUUUGGUAGGUUGGGUGGACGUGACAGUCAAGUAGUUGCUCACAGCAAUCAUUCAUCAAUAGGUCAUGUUGGGUCUUCACAACAAGGACAAUCAAGGCCAGUCGUUAAAGAAGCUGUUCUUGCCAACAAUGUGACAUAUCGACGAUUUGAGUCACCCAAGUCAGGAAAUCGUUUGUCAGCCACUAAUCCAUAUUCACAGAGUCAGUCACGUAGUAACAAGGUGCCAGACCAUCAAUUUAAUUCUAGCAGUAACAAAAGAUACCCACCUUCUAUGCCUGAAUCUGUUACUUAUCCUCCUCCCAUGAGAUUUAGUGGUCAGCAUUAUCGUGGUGAUAGUUCUAAUGUUGGAUAUGGUGGUACUGCUGGUGGUACUGAAAUUUCUUCCCUUCCCUUUUCAACUGGUAAUCCAAAAAUUACUGAUGCUGUUCCUCCACUUAUAGAUCGUGGCCAAGAUUAUUUGUUGUCACAUGUUUUAAACAAUGUAAAGAGAAGUGGACCACCUGUGCAUCAUCAGCCAGUGCCUCCACCGAUAACUUCGUAUCCCCGUCGUAUCGAGCUGCCUUACCAUCCUAAUUUAAGAGGCUCUGGCUUUAAAUAAAAUUCAAAAAAUAAUAAUACCUAGUCACCUGCACGAAUUCUUUUAGUUGUUUUGAAAGUACAUGUACAGUUAUGCUAUAGUGUAAUAAGGUCCAAGGGUUACAAUGUAAACUUGCAUAUAUGAGCUGGAACUAUUGCGAACAAUGUUUUGUUGCAAAUGGAAUGUGAUAAUGUUUUAUUGAUGAAAAGUUCACUUUCUGUUGGUACUUCUUUUUGUAUUAAUGUGCUUACUCUAUUGAUUUGUCCUUUCAUGAUUUUAGUUAAAUGAAAAUAAUACUUUUUAAUAGAUGGCACCCUAGUGCGUUUGUGAUUGUAGUAACAUUUACAUUGUAUUUACUUUGUAUUCAUAAUAUCAUUUCUCAUAUUAUCAGAAGUUGCAUGUUUAUUCAUGUUUUUGUUGGACUUCAGUAUUGAAGCAAAUUCUAUAG